Molecule: messenger RNA, 282 nt
Organism: Caenorhabditis sp. 36 PRJEB53466
Lineage: Eukaryota; Metazoa; Nematoda; Chromadorea; Rhabditida; Rhabditidae
Source: the annotation of a GenBank genome assembly
AUGAGCUGCUUCUCGAUGCUCUUCGUCCUGCUCGCCGCCAUCCUCGUUACGUGUAAUGCGUGAGUUCCCUCUUCCCGUCCCCGUCCGUAUCGUCCGUUUUCCCUCAGUUUCUACAUCAACCCGGAUUACUACUAUGUGGAGCAACUGCCGACGAUGAAGAAAUCGGGACAGCUCCGAGCACUGGCCGGCUCGCGAAACUGUUUCUUCUCGCCCGUCAACUGCAUCAUCACGCACGACCUCAACUCGUACCGCAAGAUCGCCAAGGGAUCCAGCUACGCGUGA